Molecule: messenger RNA, 1623 nt
Organism: Xiphophorus maculatus (southern platyfish)
Lineage: Eukaryota; Metazoa; Chordata; Actinopteri; Cyprinodontiformes; Poeciliidae
Product: complement C1q tumor necrosis factor-related protein 3-like
Exons: 3
Coding region: 43-741 (232 amino acids)
Molecular function (GO): protein binding
Source: RefSeq, a predicted model, not a curated record
AUCGAGUCAAUUAGAAUAAUAGAGACAGCAUACAGAACCAGGAUGACUUUCAGUGUGUGGUUGUUAGUGUGUUUCUGUGGUUUAACUUUGGGCCAGAAUGUUUUACCUCAAACAGAAGUCGCUACUGAAAUCGGGUCAUGCUUUCCUGAUAUGUGUAAGUUCCUCAAAGAGUUUGGAGCCAUGAAAGCUAAACUAGAAACUGUGGAAACAAAUCUGAAAGAGAAAAGUGAAGCCUUGGAAACAAAGCUGAAAGAGAAACAAGAAGUCAUGGAAACGAGGCAGAAGGAGACUGAAAACCAGGUUCUAGAACUGAAGAAGAAAGAUGCAACCAACAUAGCAUUUAGUGCUGCAAUUGGUGGCAGUGGAAGCAAUGGACACAUUGGACCCUUCAACACAGACACAACCAUAAUCUACAGAAAACUAAUAAUCAAUGUGGGCAAUGCCUACAAUCAGCACACAGGUAUCUUCGCUGCACCAGUUCCAGGCAUAUACUACUUCACCUUCUUUUAUCAUGCUGUUGGAACACAAGUUGUCAAUCUAUCCCUGAUGAAGAACAACGAGGAAGUUGUGACAACCUAUGACCACAAAACAUCACAUGAUGUGGCUGAUAAUGGAGGCAAUGCAGCUUUGCUGCAACUGCAACAAGGAGACCAAGUGUACGUGCGGAUGCAUGCGAACAGUCACGUCUGGCAGAACGAACAAAUCACCACCUUCAGUGGUGUUCUUCUGCGUCAACUCUGAAAUAAACUAUAUAUGCUACGUGUUACGACCCGCUACCCUCACCCUGGCUCGUUCUUAGUUCCUUUAUACAGAUUACGGGGAAGAGGGGCCGCAACAUUAAGUGCGUAAUGUUUUCCAACCAAAAGAAACCGAGAAAAAGAAACAAAAGGGCACCUGACGGAACACACAGUGUGGUGGGGCUUACCUUAAACGUCCAAUCCGUAGGUUACGUUCCUCAAUCCAGAACUCAUCCAUGGAGAAGGCCAGCCCUCGCGAUUCUUCAUACGUCAGGCGUUUUGUUUAAUAGUUUUUAUGUUUUCUUUGUCUUUAAAUAUGUAGAUAUAUAUAUAUAUAUAUAUAUAUAUAUAUAUAGAGUUUUCUUUUCUCUUUUCCUUAAAACAUCCGCACCUCUGGUGAUUUCAAUGGUGGUUGGUCUUGGCAGGCGUGUAACUUCCCCGGUGCUUGAAUUCCUAGCGUCCAGCCGGUUUUCAAAACAAAAGAAAAUAAAUAAACAAAUCCAAACAAACGAAGAUAAACUUCCUCCCGGCCAAAACUUCCGACGCUCCCCUCUGGGUGGAUCCGUCCCGAGGUGAAGGUACUCUUUUCCCAGAGCCUUCCCGCAGCGUUUUAAUCAAUUUUUCUUUGUCGAACUCCGCUGCUACCGCAGCUUUUCAGACGCCACCAUCACUCAUCAUUUUUCAGGUGCGCCACCAGCCCAACUAAAACACCUGGGCUGGCUAAGCCCCGCCCCCCACCGGUGAACCGUCAAAGGUGCCAACAAUAAAACAAAAAUAAACAAUCAGGAGGCGGAAGCAAAGUACGAGCAUGUAACAUACGCUACUAUACGCUCAACGUAUAAGCUUUUUAAUAAAUUUCUUGUCUCCAAACUAAAUUUACUGUUAA